CAAAAACUGAGAUAUUUUAUUACAAGUAUGUGAACUUGCUACUUUUCAAUAAAUGGAUGAGAUAAAUCUAUAAAAUGCUGUUAUGCUAAAGCUUUUCAAGUUUUCUCAAACCUCGUGCAACGUUUUCACAUUUCUAAUCAACUAAACUAAAGAAAAGGAACAAGGUGGCCAAGACAUUACACUGGAUGCACUUUUUCGCAAAAAACUCAUAGAUGUCACCUAUACAUGAUUCGGCUUGUAUUGCUUUAAAAAUAAUUCUGCUUAACUGUUUAGUUCAUUUGCAGUAUACGUAAACCAAAACAAUAAUAACUGUGAAUCAACAAGGCAUGGAGGGAGAUAUGAUUCCUUGGCCCAACAAAACAGAGAGAAAACCAGUCGUAAAAAAGUCACUUUUAGUGAUUUGAAUUAUAUAAUAUGUGACAGUGUUGGUGAUACCCAAGAUGAUAUAACUACAAAUAACUUUUUGUCACCCAAAGUAAUUGAACCAGCCAAGAUUUGCAGCCUGCAAUGCACGGAAAAUAACAGGGAAAUCUGCAAAUUUGAAACUGAUUCUGAUAUAGACAUGGAAUCAGCAACAGCAAAUUUUUCUGAAGAGCCAAAACUUCAUGAUUGUCAAAUGAAGCCGACAAAGUAUCUUAUUAUCAGAGCAGACACCAAAGAAAAAGAGGACACUGCUGUAGGAAAUAAAAAAUCGUCUGUCUAUAUGAAAAAAACAACAAAUAUUCGCAGGAGUCCAUUUGUAAGUCGAUUUUUUCCACAACAUGGAAAACCGAAUAUUUCAGAAGGGAAUCAAAGUAGGGGUUCGAAGUACUGGGUUAAUCGAGAAAUUCAUCAUGAAGCAUCAGAUUUGUUAUUUGAAUCAAUGGAUGGUGACAAUGUCUAUCAUGGUCAGAAGAAAGAUACACCAGCUUCGAUGUUUGAAGGUCAGAAGAAAUCAGUAUCGAUACUGUCAGCUUUAUCUACCCUGAAACCCAGUUGCGUGGGAGAUGUAUCAUCAGAGGAUUCAGAGUGCGAACUCCCGAUCAAUUCAUGGGCAGAUGUAGUAAACGCCCUAAAGUUGACGAUGCACUCUUCUUCAAAAGAAAAAGGUGUCAAUUUCAACGCUUGCUCAUCAAAUGCGAUCAGAGAGGAUAAACCCGAUACGACAAAUUUAAGAUCCUUAGAUUGGCACUCAAAAAUGACUGAUGAGGAUGAGGAUGAUGAUGAUAAUGAGAACUUUUGCCUCCAAUCUCGCAUGUAUGCAAGCCAAGACUUAAACAUUGACACUUUAGUUUCAUCUUCAUGUAACUUCUCGCCCAGCUCUAGUUCCAGAGCCGAUGAAAACAAUACUGAAUCCUUGAAGAGAAAGAGAGUCCACUUCAAGUUGCCUCCAGAAAUUAUUUUUAGCACUGAUAGUAAUAAAAAUACGCAAAGAAUUACACGUAAUUUUAUAAAACAAGGUGGAAAUAGACACCCAAAGCGGUUCAAAGGUUCAUGGUUGCCAACUACACGACGUCCGCAAUGUGGUUUGCGUGCAAUUGAUAAACCGCGCUAUAAUACUUAUGACACUGAUACGGAAACAGAAACUGAGGAAUCUGAUGAUUAGUGAAUUUUAUCCAUUACUUUUUUUAAAGAUAUUUUAAUUAAUAAGAUAACAAGAAUCUAUAUUAUAUAUUCCUGUAUUUUUGUUGGGUCAAAUUACUAAAUGGCUCAGGUAAUUUUUAAAUAUGUUUUUAAUUAAUUCUAAUACUAUAUUUAAUGAUCUAAUACUAUA
Molecule: messenger RNA, 1753 nt
Organism: Ctenocephalides felis (cat flea)
Lineage: Eukaryota; Metazoa; Arthropoda; Insecta; Siphonaptera; Pulicidae
Exons: 5
Coding region: 563-1585 (340 amino acids)
Source: RefSeq, a predicted model, not a curated record